AUGUUGAGCCUGAAUCAUCUUCUAUUGACCCCCUCUACCCAACCUAAUGCUCCCCUUCCUAGACCACCCCUAGCCAAAACUAGUAGUAAUGGAAAAACAACAUCAAAGGCUUGGGAUCAUUUUGAAAAGAUUAAGGGUAUUGAUGGGAAAGAUUGGGCUAUGUACAAGUAUUGUAAGAAAGAAUAUAUGGCAGGAUCUAAGAGUCAUGGAACAAGUAAUUUGUUAAGUCAUUUAAAAAAUUGUACAAAGUAUCCGUAUAGGGAUACUCAUGGGCAACAAACAUUGGGGUUUCAACCUAGAGAAGUUGGUGGGGAGGGUGUUGUUGAUGUUGUGGCUAUGUCAUUUUCUACCGAAGUUGCUAGGAGGUAUCUUGUUGAGAUAAUAGUAAUUGAUGAAUUGCCCUUUAGAUUUGCUGAGGGGAUUGGUUUUAAGAGGUUUUGUAAUGUCAUGCAAUCCAAGUUUAAGAUCCCCUCUUGA
Camellia sinensis is the source of this 477-nucleotide messenger RNA. The record is from RefSeq and is a predicted model, not a curated record. NCBI's taxonomy places the organism in Eukaryota, Viridiplantae, Streptophyta, Magnoliopsida, Ericales, Theaceae.